Messenger RNA from Petromyzon marinus (sea lamprey), 1579 nucleotides. The record is from RefSeq and is a predicted model, not a curated record. NCBI's taxonomy places the organism in Eukaryota, Metazoa, Chordata, Hyperoartia, Petromyzontiformes, Petromyzontidae.
UGUACACAACCGUGUUUUUGUAUUGUGUUUUGCAGUGUUGCUUGCCAGAGGACAGGAAAUUGAGCAUAAGAGAGAAAAACGAGCCAUCUGGAACUUUGCUUGGAUGAUCUGGAAAGUCGUGGGAAUAAAUCCGGCAGAGUACAGCGGCUACGGCUGUAACUGUUUAUCAACCGGUCAUGGAAAACCAGUCGAUGAUGUGGACAGGUGCUGUCAAGCUCACACCAAAUGCUACGAGCAAGUCAACAAAAUGAGUUGCUCACCGGAUUGGGACCCGUAUUAUUUCUCCAUCAGAGGAAAAGCCAUACGCUGCACCCGUGGCGGACCGCCGUGCGACGUCCACACGUGCCUCUGCGACAAGGCUGCCGUGGAGUGCUUCGCUCGCAGCCACUUCAACCGACGCUACCGCAAUUUCAACCGAAAGAGAUAUUGCAAAAAAGAAGACGACUAGGCACACCGGUCACAUUUAAUGCAACCGCUUUCACAUAUGAACAGUGACAUUCCCAUGUAAUAUACGAGUUUACCCGAGAUCAACAUGAUAACGUAUAAAAAAAUAUUACAUACAACUGCAAAUCAUAUAUACAUUGUAACAACAUUAUUUAGACUUAAUUUGACUUCUGAAUCAAGAUUUCAAUCUCAACUAAAUUCAAACAAUGAUUAUUUACAUGCUGUGUUGAUCAAAUAUACGUGUGGGCCGUUUUCCUCAUUCGUGUGUUCAGUAACUCUAGUUGGUAAUAACAAACCAAAAAAUGGGCUGUUUAAAACUAUCUUGAUCAUACGUGACUGCAAAGGUGUGAUUCUCUUGGUUAUAUUCUCUAGUAAUCCAGUUGUCAAAUUGUGUGAUGAUACCGCAUUUGGCAGUGGGGCAAAAAUACUCAAUUAGCAAAGAAACAACACGCCUUCGUCAAAAACACUGCCUUUAAAAAAGUUUAGGAAAUGUCUUUGGGCAAUGGCCGUUCUUCAGAGAACACGUGCCAUUUCCCAAACCAUAGCCUAUCACAGUACAUUACUGUAUACACUUUAUUAAGGUUGUUUUAUUGUCAACCGUGUUCAUUUACCUUUUGGUGACGGUUAAACAUACUUGCUGAUUUCUUUUUCUUCCAUGUCUAAAUUUCAAAUUUACAGCAUUGUAUUUUGGGAAAUGAUGUCAUUGACGGUGUGGGCUUAAUGGUUGUGCUGUGAAUGUCAAAUACAAUAAACAGUUCUAAUCAAAUGCUGGUGCGUAUAACUUGGGUGAAAGGAGUUGUGCAAUACAUUUGAAGACCCUACAAAUGAUAACUGUGCGCAGAAAAGUCACAAUUAAAAAAAUCACACAGUAAAAAUCUACUCGAUUGGCAUCAUCACCAUCAGCCACAAUCAAUCCACUGCUGGAUGAAGGCCUCCACAUGCCAUAUCCAUCACUCAUUCUGCGAUGUAAUAAGUACCUGCACAUUACCUGAUUUCAUAGUUUCGUCUACCAAGUAGAUCCACAGCUCAGACACUUUGUGCUCCUUGGGCUGCCAUUCCGUUAUUAUUUCUUAUAGUUCAACGUUUGAUUCACGACAUGUUGUGCAUAGCUAUGGUGAGAUCAAGGUGUUCUGUU